Molecule: messenger RNA, 5370 nt
Organism: Esox lucius (northern pike)
Lineage: Eukaryota; Metazoa; Chordata; Actinopteri; Esociformes; Esocidae
Gene: pik3c2g
Product: phosphatidylinositol-4-phosphate 3-kinase catalytic subunit type 2 gamma
Exons: 34
Coding region: 696-4823 (1375 amino acids)
Biological process (GO): phosphatidylinositol-3-phosphate biosynthetic process; phosphatidylinositol 3-kinase/protein kinase B signal transduction; cell migration
Cellular component (GO): plasma membrane; phosphatidylinositol 3-kinase complex; cytoplasm
Molecular function (GO): 1-phosphatidylinositol-3-kinase activity; 1-phosphatidylinositol-4-phosphate 3-kinase activity; phosphatidylinositol binding
Source: RefSeq, a predicted model, not a curated record
UCUGAAUCAGUUUUUGUUAGAAAGUUUCAGAUUUUAGCAACGUUUCGAAUAUGAAAAUAAGGAAAGGUCAGAGUCAAGAGGUUUCUUACAGUUUUUUGGGAUAUGACCAUGUAGCUGUAGAGGUUCACAGUGAGAUCUGCCAACAAAGCUCUUUGUUUCUUGGGUCCUAAGAUGAGCAUUUCUGUUUUUGUUGAGUUUAAAAGCAAGAAGGUCUAUCUGGUGCGAACGGAAUGUUCUACUGGAAAAACCAACCUUUGUAACCACGGGAAUCUGUGGUUUUGAGGGCUCGACCUAUGAGCUCAAAUACAGGCGUCAGUGACGAUACACGAAACACCACAGCGGGCGGGGAGCUCGUAUGAGUAACACUUGUACAGUACAGUGGUAGACAUUGAUACAUUGCGUACCGUGCAUACUUUCAAGAUUGAAUUCCUUGGUUGUGACAGGUGCACCUGGACAACGUCGACUUUUUACGGAUCCCUUUUGAUUGGCGGUGCUUGUCCACAUGCGGCCUAGACUGCAAAGAGUAAUUUUAAGUGCAAAUUUAGAAGAAAGAAGAACCCCAGAGCGGAACCAGAGCCAAGGUCAGACCACUCCUGGACUUGAGUUCAACGAACCUGUAGUGCUUUACCAGGAAGGACAGCCUGGAGCUGGCCGUAUUCACCUCAGUUCUUAAUGGAUUCCAAAGACUUGUAUAAAUGAUUCAUAGAGACAAGAAGACAACGGCUUUCCUGCAGCAGGACGAUUUAGGGGCAGGUCAGGACUCUGUCUCUCCAGAGGAGAAAUGGGAUCUGCCCCGGUCGACAUUGGGUUUGUCCAGUCCAGAGACAUCUUCCCCUCCCUGGCCACAGGAUUGGGAGGGUGGGACUUCCAAACCCAGCACCCAAGGGGUGGGUGGAGGGGUCCCCAAUCCUAACCCCUAUCUAAGACACAGAACCUCAGAGACAGAUGUUCCCGACAGUGGGGUAGCGUUUCUUCCUCCGGUACCUCUAAGGAGCCGUGUUUCGACCAUCAACCAGAACAGGUUCUCCUGUGACCUGGCUGUCACAGCCAGAAACAGUCAUCUCGAUACCUGGAACGUGGAACUGAUAGACACUCCACAUGGCAGCACCAAGCCACUGUCUUCUCUCUGCAUGUCAACAUCGAAACUGCUAUCCAGAUACCCUCACACUGACCAGAUGUGUAACACCGGGGUGGUGUGGGGUCGUGUGUUACCUAUCCACCUCAGCCUGCUGCAGGAUGUGAAGAUCACCGUCAACGUAUCAACUCCCUGGGUUCCUCACCUGUUACCCAUCCCCACCAGCUUGAACACAACGGUGCAAAGCCUGAUCGAUCAAGUUUUGCUGCUCCUGGAUCAGACGGCACCAAGCGCCGGACACUGCCUCUUGAAGCUCUGUGACUCGGAUGAGUACCUCAGAAAUCAGGAGAUGCUGGGUUUACACGAGAGCAUCCAGACCUACCAUCAGUUCUCCCUUGAAGUUCCUCUCAGACUACUGCACACUACAGUCCUCCAGAACCUGUUGGCCCGGGACGCUGAGGACAGCAGAGCUCCGUGUCACCUGUACAAGCUCAUUGACUCUCCUGUUGUCUCCAACCCUUUAAGGUUAAGCUUGCAAGUGAAGCUCAGAAGCUACACCAACAGGGUGAACAUACUAAUAAGGACCCAGUGCGGGACCAAUGUUGACCCGCUGGUGGAUGAGGUGCAUGGAAUCGUCAGCCUGCUGUGUGGCAUAACUACGGCCAAUCUGGAGGAGGCCAUCGGCAGGCUACUCAGGAUCAAACCCACAGCCCUGGACAAUUUGGAAAUGUAUGAGUGUGAGACAGCAUUGGUGAUGCUGCACCAGGCUCUGGGGAAUCUGCUUAACGUCUUCUUCGACAACUUCAGCUACGACUUCCGGAGUCUGAAUGUGUCCCCCAGCCUUCCAGUCCGUGAUGCAAACCAGAACUAUGACAUCCUACAGCUCAACAUAGCAGCACUCUAUGGACUGCAGCACAACUGGCUCAACAGUUUUGAUUACUUCUCCAUUUCCUGUUCGUUGACGUUUGGAGGGAAGAACAUCUGUGAGAAAGGCCUAUCUGAAAACAUCAGCACUGCCCUGUCGCUUGGCAACAAGAUCCAGUGUAACCGCAUGAUGGUGUUCCCUGUACUGAUAUGGCAGCUGCCCUACGAGUCCAUGUUGUCCAUAACUCUGCAGGCGUCCAAGCAGGGGAAGAGCCCUGAGAUGCUUCGCUGGGCAGUCCUGCCGCUAUACAGAAACAAGACCCUAGUGAGUGGGACAGUCCUAGUCAGUAUGUCGAUGCUGGAGGAGCUGUCUGACCCUCCGUCACCUGCCCUGUCAGACAGCCACAGCCAGGCCACUGGCAUCAUCAUGCAACUGGAGUUCCCAGAGACGGCACGGUGGAGGUAUGACAGACCCAUCUCCCUGCCAGGCUCUGUCCUGUUCAGUCCCCCGUUUGACGAGCUGCGCAGGAAGAUAUCUGAGAUGUCCCAGAAACACUGUGUUUGCUUUCUGUCUGAGAAUGAGAAGGCACUUCUGUGGAGUAAGAGACACAGCUGUGAUGAGAACAUCACCGUCCUGCACUUACUGCUGAGUGGCGCCCCCCACUGGGGUCCGGAGGAACUGGCUGAGAUCUACACUAUCGUGGAGAAUUGGACCCUCCACCACCCUGAAGAGGCUCUGUUUUUAUUGAGUAACAGUUUCCAUGACCAGGCAGUGCGGACCAAGGCAGUGCAGCACUUUCAGCAGAUCACUGAUGAAGAUCUGGAGGAGUUCCUUCCCCAGCUGGUUCAGGCUCUGAAGAGUGAGUGGGAGCUGGAUGGACCUCUGGUGAUGCUGCUGUUGGAAAGGUCACUGAAGAAUAUCAGGAUCGCUCAACAGCUCCUCUGGCUGUUAGUAGAUUCCCAGAACGAUGCCCAUUACCGGAGCUGGUUCAGUAAGGUCCAGGCUGCUCUGAGUUACUGCUGUGGAAAGGCGCUGAGGCAGGAGCUGGAGCGCCAGGUGUGCCUGGUCAAUCUGCUCACACAGGUGGCCGAGAGUGUCCGGACCGCCGACAAGAACCAGAGGAAGAACGUCUUAACAAGAGAGAAGAGGAAAAUUGAAGGCUUUUUCACGAACGGGGUUAGCUGUCGUCUGCCACUGGACCCAGCCGUCCUCGUGAAGGGAGUGAAAAUGGACGUGUGUAAAUUCUACAACUCCAAUACCGCUCCCCUAGGCGUCACCUUCGUCAACAUGGACCCCCUGGGCCGGGACAUCAGUGUCAUCUGCAAGACAGGGGACAACCUGCGGCAGGACAUGCUGGUUCUGCAGAUAGUGCGUGUGAUGGACAGGGUGUGGCUUCGGGAGGGGCUGGACAUGAGGAUGGUCACGUACCGCUGUCUGUCUACAGGUCCAGACCAAGGUCUGGUGGAGGUGGUCCCAGAGGCAGUGACCCUGGGUAAGAUACAGCAGGAAUGGGGUCUAGGAGGAACCCUAAGAGAAGACACACUGGAGAAAUGGUUCCACAUGUGGAACAAGACAGAGGAGGACUACGAGGGGGCGGUCAUUAAUUUCCUCCACUCCUGUGCCGGAUGGUGCGUUGCCACCUUCAUCCUGGGAAUCUGCGACCGCCACAACGACAACAUCAUGCUCAAGCCCAGAGGUCACGUGUUCCACAUCGACUUCGGCAAGAUCAUGGGCAAUGCACAGAAGUUUGCCAGCAUUAAAAGGGACCGGACUCCGUUUAUAUUUACCUCGGAGAUGCUGCACUUCAUCACUGGCGGGGGUCAGAAUCCCGUUCGCUUCCAACGCUUUGUGGAGCUUUGCUGUGAGGCCUACAACAGCAUCCGCCGGCGCAGCGCCUUGGUGCUCAGCCUGCUGCAACUGAUGCUGGGGGCAGGGAUGCCAGAGAUGAAGGACAUCCAGGACCUGCAGUAUGUUCAGAAGAACCUGAGACCUCUAGACUCAGAGAUGGAGGCCACCUCCUACUUCACCAAAAAGAUCAAGGAAAGCAUGGACAGCUUCCCGGUCAAGCUCAACUUCCUGUUCCACAACCUGGGCCAGUCCUCUGGGAAGAAGCCGGCUCCACCCGUUCCUGCCCAGAGCUCCUCCCCCAACACCAACAUUCAGGAAGCUGUCAUACAUAGUUACAGUGGGAAGGGAAAGAAUGUGACAUACGAGAUGCGGGUGACCAUUGAGGACGGAUACCUGAUCAGUGAGAAGACGUUUGGUCAGUUUGAGUUGAUCCACAAAGAGCUGCAGAAGCACUUCAUAGAGUCUAAACUACCAGAAUUCCCCAAAUGGUUCAAGAUGUCCUUCACGCCACGCUGGAAAAUGUCGGCGCUCAACAAGUAUCUGAAGGAACUGUUUGAGGGACCAUGUAAAGGGAAUGAGUUUGUGUGCAAGUUGUUCCUGGAUGGGCCAAAGAACGUCAAUCCCACAUCUGUGGCAUCCAACCAAGAUGGUGAACCCCAGAUCCAGCUCUACAUGUCCCACAGUGACAACAAGCUCUCUGUCCUGGUCAAACACCUCAAGAACAUUAGGUUGGCCAAUGGGUCGUGUCCAGAUGCCUACGUGGUUACCAAGCUAUGCCCAGAUCCUCAGAAUAAGACCAAGAGGAAAACCAAAGUGGUCCGCAACAACCACAACCCUACCUUCAACGAACUGAUAGAAUACAAAGACCUAUGUUCACUGCAAGGUUGUGUGUUGGAGGUGACAGUGAAAAGCCGGAAGACCUUUGUGGCUGUGGCACUCGUGAAACUGGAGCCCAAAAACAUGGACAAGGAGGAAUGGUUCCACCUGGGCGUCCAGUGGCCUCGAUCAUAUUCAUCAAAGUACUUCAUAGCAUAAUGUUUUACAGCGAUAAAAUAAUCCUGUGUGAUAUCCUGUUCAUUUGUUCACUAUGUUUAAAGACAUCUCUGAUUGGACAAGUGGAUAGGACCUUACGAUCAAUAUGGGUUGUAAUGUUUUUUCACCACGGGACAAGCCUUGAGAUGCUGUGAUGCUAGCCUGACACCACUAGGGGGCAGUGUCACGCAAGGGUAUUUCCAUUCGCAGGGGUCAUUGGAUUCCAGUUCAGUCAGUGUCUGUUCUAUUAACGCGGAUCUUUAAAUCCGCUUACCCAGCGUUUAAGGAGAACUCCCUCCUGCUCUUUCUCGUCGAUGAGAAUGUAGUGGAAAAUGAAAUGUUACAAAUGUUACUCCGCUACAAUGGCAACUGUUUACUGAGACUUCUCCAACAUGGGGAAUGAUCUAUGCCAUAUUUCUUUUUCUUACUAUUUCUAAACAUGAACUAAAUGAAGGAUGUUGUUUUGGAAAUGUUUAUCUAUUAAUUAUAGCCGUUACUGAACAAAUAAUGUAACCUGUUUAAACGUGUCUGCAGAUAAUGUGUUAUAGAA